This is a messenger RNA of Ilex paraguariensis (yerba mate), 411 nucleotides long. Lineage: Eukaryota; Viridiplantae; Streptophyta; Magnoliopsida; Aquifoliales; Aquifoliaceae. The record is from the annotation of a GenBank genome assembly.
AUGGGCAGUGUGUUCUAUCAUGCGGGUUUAUGGUCAAGUACACGGUUGAGACUGUCCAGUUUUAAAACUGUGUGUGUGUCUGAAUCGAAUGGUGUAUUUGGAGGGCAAGUUUUAGAGCAAGUGGAUAAGGAGCUAAGAAAGGGGGAUGAGAGGGCAGCACUCUCCCUUGUCAAGGAUUGGCAGGGCAGGCUUGGGGGUCUCCGAUGUUUCGGUGCUGCUCGGCAGGUACCCCAGAGGCUAUACACCUUGGAUGAACUAAAACUGAAUGGAAUAGAAACGUCAUCUCUUCUGUCACCAGUGGAUGCCACAUUGGGUUCUAUAGAAAGAAAUCUCCAGCUUGCUGCUAUUAUAGGAGGAAUUUCUGCAUGGAAUGUGUUCGGAUUUANGUGGAUGCCACAUUGGGUUCUAUAG